Messenger RNA from Gavialis gangeticus (Gharial), 1447 nucleotides. RefSeq names its product solute carrier family 25 member 27 (gene SLC25A27). The record is from RefSeq and is a predicted model, not a curated record. The transcript has 9 exons. NCBI's taxonomy places the organism in Eukaryota, Metazoa, Chordata, Crocodylia, Gavialidae. Gene Ontology annotation, cellular component: mitochondrial membrane. The coding region runs from base 167 to 1120 and encodes 317 amino acids. Gene Ontology annotation, biological process: response to cold; mitochondrial transport.
GCUCGCACCCUGGCCGCCGCGUGGGGUUCUCCUUCUGGAGCAUUAAAAUGACCCCCAGAAGUGGGGCUCGCAGACAGUGCAGAAGCUGGCUGCCCUGUUGCUACUAGAGUGCGUGUGUGGGGGGUCAUUUCUUUGGUGGGGGGUUAGCCUGGGUGCUCCCUGCUGAAUGUUACCCCCAGAGGAAGAGAAGAGUUUGCCUCUUCCAGAGAGAUGGCCCCGAUCCAGCAAGUUCGUGCUCUCAGCCUGUGCAGCAGCUGUGGCAGAACUAGUGACCUUUCCCCUGGACCUCACAAAAACUCGCCUGCAGAUCCAAGGUGAAGCUGCCACGCAUCGUCAUGAAGCUGCGCCUUACCGUGGCAUGCUGCGUACUGCAGCAGGGAUUGUUCAAGAGGAAGGCUUGCUAAAACUCUGGCAAGGAGCAACACCCGCAGUCUACAGACACAUAGUAUACAGUGGAGUACGGAUGGUUGCUUAUGAACAUAUUCGUGACUCUGUUCUUGGCAGAGCUGAAGAUGAAAGCUUUCCUCUUUGGAAAGCUGUAGUUGGAGGGAUGACAGCGGGUGCCCUUGGUCAGUUUUUUGCCAGUCCAACUGAUCUGGUGAAGGUCCAGAUGCAGAUGGAAGGAAGAAGAAGGCUAGAAGGGAAACCAUCACGAUUUCGUGGUGUGCACCAUGCAUUUGUGAAGAUCCUGUCUGAGGGAGGAAUACGGGGCCUAUGGGCAGGAUGGGUGCCAAAUGUCCAAAGAGCUGCUCUUGUAAACAUGGGAGAUCUGACCACUUAUGAUUCAGUGAAACACUUCCUACUACGGAACACACCACUUCAUGACAACAGCGUGACUCACAGCAUAGCCAGUGGAUGUUCUGGCCUGGUAGCUGCUAUUCUGGGAACUCCUGCCGAUGUAGUCAAAACCAGGAUAAUGAACCAGCCAAGAGAUGAAGUGGGAAGAGGCUUACUCUAUAAGUCCUCUACAGACUGCUUGAUUCGAACAAUACAAGGUGAAGGAUUUAUGUCUCUUUACAAAGGCUUCAUACCAACCUGGAUGCGAAUGGCUCCGUGGUCAUUGGUGUUCUGGCUCACUUAUGAACAAAUCAGAAGGAUCUGUGGAGUUAGUUCGUUUUAAAAUCUUUUGAAAUCAUGCCCUGAGUCAUAAAACAGAUGAAGAAUUACAAAUCCAGUAGCUCCCCAAUUAACAGUACUUCACCAGAGAGAAAUUAACUGGUAGUAGUAUCACACCUCAAGAUCAGUCCCCUUUAGUAGUCAUUUAAUGCUACGUGCUGAUUGCUGCUUGGCAGAUGACUGUAUGUGAACUAAACUGGUGGGUCCGUAGAGCAAGUGUCCAUUACGGGAAAAAAUGCUGCUUCACUUGGUAGUAAACAUCAGCCAUGCUGGGAGAUGUACUGCUGCACAGUGUGUAUUCUUUGGAUAAAUAAAGGACUCCAGUCAUUCA